Messenger RNA from Daphnia carinata, 10003 nucleotides. It is a transcript of the gene nonC, whose product is annotated as serine/threonine-protein kinase SMG1-like. Gene Ontology annotation, cellular component: nucleus; TORC1 complex; TORC2 complex. Gene Ontology annotation, molecular function: protein binding; protein serine/threonine kinase activity. The record is from RefSeq and is a predicted model, not a curated record. Lineage: Eukaryota; Metazoa; Arthropoda; Branchiopoda; Diplostraca; Daphniidae. Gene Ontology annotation, biological process: phosphorylation; negative regulation of macroautophagy; nuclear-transcribed mRNA catabolic process, nonsense-mediated decay. The transcript is spliced from 46 exons. The coding region runs from base 266 to 9979 and encodes 3237 amino acids.
CUAAAAUUCCUUGGAGCCUGAUAGUUUUGAAAACCACUGUUGAAUCACGAGGAGCAGUUAUCCUAUUUUAGUUCCAAAAGUGUUGUAAAUCUCCAGAUGUCUAGAAGUCCUUGUAUUUUCUGUAAAAAUUUAUUAAGUAACUCUAACAGUUGUGCAUUGGCUUGACGACUUGCACGUGAUUGUCUGUUUAGAGCACUUCUGGCUGGAGAUGAAGAAGAACUCCCGUUUUUUUACAUGACGAGCACUGUGAGCCAUCGAAUUUAUAAUGGAACGAGUUCUCCACGAAGAAUUUGAAAAUGGAAGCCCCCAAGAAGAUGGUAAAAAAAUGUUCGAUCCAGAAGACUACAGUGGCACGGAUUCCGAUGAAGACGAAGUUCAAUACGGAGCAAGAAGAAGAAAGCCAGACAAAGGAGCACUGAGGGGAAACAAGUUGUAUGGUGAUAAAACUCAAGGAAGAGGAAAAGUCUUAAUAUUCUCUCCUUCGCCUAAUCAUGAAAAUGGUAGAGGCAGAGGAAGAGACUACAUUAGAACAAGGGGACGGGGUUCACGAGGAACUCUGUCUGAAGAUCAUGAAGAUGGAGCCAACUACUCCAGAAAAAAUUUUCGUAGCAAAGGAUAUGAUAAAGGCAAUGAAUCAGGUGAAAAUUUCUCCUCUGAAGAUGGACGUAUCGGCCGCCAGUUGCGUUUACUUUCUAGGGAAACAGAUGAAGACGUCAUUUGCAAAAUUUGUCAGCAAUUACAAGAAGCAUUCUUGUUACAAGACAACCUCCGCUAUAUUCGGUACAAUCUGAUUCCGAUUGCCAAUAGCCUUAUAGAAACAUACAAGGUAGCAAAUAGUGCUCAAGCUCGACAAGCCAUAUCUUUGGCCAUAUCUAAGCUGGGAUAUGUUUCGGAUCAUGACUUUAACAGUUUUGCCAAAUGGAUUUUGUCUGCCUAUCAGAAAGAGGCUAACGAAAAGGUUUGCUGUUCCAUAAUGGAUGCAUUAACUGAAAUGCUGAAGCUGAACGAAAAGAAUUCUCGUUUAAAAAAUAUUGACACACUGUUGCUUCCUGGACUUCAAUCAGCCCUUGAGUCGGCUGAUACUCCUGAUCUAUUUGAAUCAACUCUUAACCCAGUACUGUUGAUUGCUGUGAAGAAUCCUAUGUCAUUUCUUCCUUGUUUCAGGGACACAGUAGAUAUUUUAGUUGGUUGGUUUGUUGAUCCUGCCCAACCAGUGAAAGUAGUUCGAUCGGCCACCAGGGCCCUUCAGAUCUUGAGGCCCUUCUGGAAAGACGACCUGUCGUUCUCCAAGACAUUACUUUCUCAAUUUUUGGAAGAUUUAGAUGCAUACGCAGCAGAAACGAAUGCGCUUUUGGUAACCCCAGUUUCUCCCGGUGAAGAUGUUUUGGCGGUUUCCUUACGAAAAAUCGCCUCACUUUUAAGUGUGUUCAUGGUUGUUGGAGCCCAGGUCUGCGUGUUGCCGGAGACAGCUAUUUUUUCCCCUAGCUUUCUCAAUAACGCAUUGUUGAAAGUAAGCUUUUGCGUAAGGGACUUGCUGCGUCAAGUCGGAAAACUGGACGAAACGGAUAUCGAAGGGAAUGCUUUAGCGGAUACAAUCCAGUUUGCAAAUGGAUGCACUUCACUGUUGGUAGGGUGGCUGUGUAAUCGGGUCUCCCCAGAAGCUGUCAAGUCUUGUUUUGAUUUCCUGGAAGACCAAGUCAAAUCAGCAACUAAAUACGAGUACCCUCUUUUAAUCAGUAUGCUUCAGUUGAUGACUAGCUUGGCUGAGCAACAUAUAGUUUCCUCGCAUCUCCCUCUUGAAACCAUCCAAAGCUGGAUGGAGAUAGCCAGUUGGCUGAUCAAUUCUACGCGCAGCCGCGAAGUUCUAGCGCACGUGGCCAAAUUACUACGCGCUGUGGUCAAAGUGAAAAAUGUUUCAUUGCUCAUCGAAGUCUACAGGCGUUUAGCAACAGACCUGGACAACUGUUUUACCAUAUUGAAAGAAAAUAGCAAGGGCAAAGUUCAUGUUUGCAGUGAAACUGAAGAAAUUGCUUUAUUGCUGCUUUCUCCUUUGGCUGAUCUCGGCCGAAGUAGCAGUCUUGUCGGCAUGUGGGCCUUGGAGCCAAGCCUACUGGAGUUAUUGGCCGUAAAACUCCAGUCUGCUGAUCAAAUUCAAUUUCUCUACCAUAAUCACCCAGCUUUAUGUUUGGGAAUUCUGAGAGUGCUGCACGGUCACGCCAAAAGCCAUACGCAUUUUGUAGCCAACAGUUGUUUGUUGGUGAAUGCCGCAUCCGGCAACAAAAACCUGCACGGCUGUAUAUCACCAACAAGCGGAAAUUUAUCGCUAAUUUUGAAUUUAUUGGCGGAACUUUGUUUGGGAUUGCAUCCCACUUCCACUUGCGAAGCUAGCAAAAUACUUCUGUUGCAAUGGUCAGGACAGUUGUUGGAUACAUGCAAGCCUUGUACGUCACAACUAAACCAGUCAGAGCUGUUCCAGCGUUUCCUUUCGUCGGUUGUUGGAUUUUGCGAAUCGGCAUGCGCACGACAUCCAUUCGCUGUGGAAUUAUUGCUGGCAUCCCUGCUGGAUUUACCGGACAUCACCGUUAAGACGGAUCUGGCCACCCAGAUAGCCAUGAUUUGUAUUAAUCAAAUACGCAACCAGUCGCACUCCAACAACUUUCUCCACUUGCUCGGACGGUUUCCAUCGCAGAUCGUACAACUUGCCAUUUGUCGCACGAAGAAUGAUCUGCUGACUGGUGUAUCUCUUUCUUCGUGGGUGCAGAACGAAACGUCAAUUACAGCCCGUAGUAGUUUACAGUUUUUCGACCUCAUCUUUAAAGGUGUACCCGUUGCGUCGUUUGGAUCUAUUUACAGCUUCUACGUUGGAUGUAGUAAGAAUAAUAUUGCUCAACCCACUAAUUGUGAUCUUCCCUUGUGGCUCGCUGUGCAGUCUGCUUUACUUUGCGUCAAUAGCAAAUUGCGCACCCCACUUGGAAAGGCACAAGACACAUUUCUUGCCAUCGAAGACGCCAUUAAAUCUGCGGCGGGUCAUCCUUCUGGCCAGGAAACUGUAACCGAACAGAACUUGGCACAGUUAAGCCGAGUUCGUCUUUUGUUGUCAUUCUACGAAAUGCUGGAAAAAUUCAUGUACAACGCAUUUGACGGAUGUAGUAUUGCUUUACCGCUAGCGCCAAAGGCUAUACGAGUUUUCUUCCGGACUAAUCAGACAACGUGCCAAGAGUGGGUUAACCGUAUGGGCUCGUCCGCCUUAACGGCAUCCGUCCGUGCUGGUCGGCAUGCCAGCGCUGUCAGAUUUGGCCUCAACUUGCUUACCCAUUGGACUCAUAGUCGUCGAGCAGUUGAAACUGCUGAGCUGGAAAAUAUACUUCAACAAAUCGUUCAAAGUAUGAUUAAAUUGGGUGCGUUUCAACAAAUCCGAGGACUCAAAUCCUGGAUACUGGCACCUAAACAAGCAGAAUUUUUCCAGUCGAUUAAUGUAGAAUUCUUGGAAGCAGCUGCCCUUCAAGCCGAGUCAAAAUACGAAAAUGCCAUUGAAUUUUAUUCUAAAGUCGAAGGCCAACCUUCAACAUUUAUAUGCAGCCAAGUGAUCGAUUCUUAUUUGGCCUUGUCAGACUGGGAAGGCUUCGCAGAGUGGAAGAACCGCGCUGUUGAUUGGCUAGGAAAUGUACCCCAACAGAAAAAACAAAUUGCAGAUCUAAUGGAAGCUUUCGAUCGUAAUGAUCAUUUGCAAUGGCCAGAAAAGUCCUCACCAGCGAUGGAAGUCCAGUGGACAGUAGAUAGCUUGAUGAACGAAGCAAAAAGCGGGCUGUCUAUGGCCGCCAAUCAAAUUAGAUCCGCUCGUUCUGUCUAUUUAGCUCCAACCUCUUCCUGGAAAGUCAUGGAAUUUUUAGUGGGCUCUAGCUUGGAGCUGUUGAAUUUGACCUUGGAAGACAAGUUGAUUAGUUUACUACCGUUGGCUCAUGCCCUGUCAUACAAGAACGAGUCUGCCUACGCGUGGAUGCAACACACCCACGCUGUCCUCAAAGGUGCCAGUUGCACCGGAUUAAAGUUUGGUGCCAGCAGUAUUGGCGUAGAGUGGGCACGCUGGCUUCAUUGGUAUUUUUCAUUGGAUAGACAAGCUUCGGAUAUUGCGAUUGCUUGUGCUGAGAUGGAUCUAUCCAUCGUUCCACAAGCUCGCGUUGAAGGCAAUUUACGUCUAGCCGAGCGUCAACUACUACGGAGCAUGACCAACUCUCAGGUUCUUAAUCAGGCUCAUGACAUGGCCACGCAGCUAAUGAACGAAGCUCUCAAGAUGAAGCUUACCUGCGUUAGCAGCACCCGACUGGCUAUUCAGAGACAAUUUGAAGGCGCUAAACUUUUACAUCAGAAAGGCGAUACGGAUGCUGCCAUCAGCGUCCUUACCCAAUGUUCGUUAGCCUUGUCACGUUCAUUGCAAAGUCCUCAGUCCACCGUUGACAUCAUUUUACCAUACAUGGCCGAAUCCUACACGUUGUUGGCCACAUGGCUUCAACAGAGCUUAGAAAGCGCCACCCCUUUGAAAAAUAUUACAACAUUAAAGGAAUUGGCCAACGCUGGACCCGUUGAUCAUGAAGAUCACGCUACGUUAGUCAGCAAGUUAAUGGAACGAGCGUCAGAACUCUGCCCAUCUUCUUCGGAGGCUUGGCUAGCUUGGGGCCAAUAUCAAUAUUCACGAGCUCAACAGAACACGCACGUCAAGUCGCUACUAACAGGAGCUUUACCCGUCGAUGACAUCAAUCGUCUAGCCGAUAACUUUGACGAAUUGUCUGGUGAUCUUGAAAUGGUUUUAACGGCAGAUUCAACUCUUUGCAAAAAACCGGCCGUGCUGAAGCGAUUGGUUUCGGAAGUUCAGAGCCGUCGAAGUUUGGCUGUUGACAACUAUAAGGGAUGCUUAAAGGCCUUCUUUCAGUAUUUGAAUCUUCGAGGAUCGAGCAGCGAUCAAAAUCAUCACCGCGAUACGGUAGAUGUGACGCUUCGAAUUCUGUGCAUCUUCAGCCGUCAUCUGGAAGAAGUCGAUAGCGAAUGGAUUGAGAUUCUAUCAGAAGCGAUUGAGCGUACACCUUCAGGAGCGUGGCGUUCAAUCACGCCGCAAUUACUUUCGCUGAUGCAACAUGGACAACCGUGGUUGAGAGCUUUGAUAAGCAAAUUGCUUGGACGUUUGGCAUCCGAGUGGCCCCAGUUGCUCGUAUUCCCCGUAGCGGUUGGUGCCGCUGGAUUAGCCUGGUCUUGGUCAACUGAUCCUACUAAUUUGGAAGAGGAGCCGGAUAAAGCCGAGGAAAAGGAAAGAGAAGCCAAAAUUUGCACCGCUUCUGAAUUACAGACUGUGUAUCAAGGGAUGAUGGACGAGAUGACGACACAAGUACCUGAUAUGGUGCAAGAUGUCCGGCUACUGCUGACGGAACUUCGUCGUUUGGUGCUCCUUUGGGACGAACUUUGGGUUGCUGUAUUGCAACAAAUACAUCCGCAGGUCGAACAGCUACUACAAAAAUUGCAAACGCAAACACAGAAACUCAACAAGAAAACUGGAUUGAGCGAGGCAGACAAGAAAGAGCUACUGCAGAAACAUUUUAUUGUGCUUUUUAAACCGGUUUUGUUGGUGCUCGAAGCUAUAAUUGACAUCACAAACGUGCCUCCACAAACUCCGCAUGAAAACUGGUUUACUCAACGCUACAGUAAAACGAUCACCGAUGGCAUUGAAAAUUUUAAGGAGGGUUGCAACUCGGAGCGUGCAGUUAACGAGUUAUGGCUUCCGUUUAAGAAUAUGCUUCAGCAGCUACAGCAUAUCAGCUAUCGCCGCUCUGUUCUUAAACUGGAUGAUGUUAGUCCAGCUUUAAGACAGAUGAGAGAUACGAAAAUUCCAAUGCCAGGAGUUAAUGAUAGCAAACAAGGUUCGACGCUGUUCAUCAAAUCAGUCGAAAAUGUCAUCAUUGUGCUGCCUACUAAAACUAAACCCAAGAAAUUCGUGUUCGUUGGGACCGACGGCAAACGAUAUGCCUACCUCUUCAAAGGCAUGGAAGACUUGCACCUGGAUCAGCGCAUUAUGCAGGUUUUGUCCCUUGCUAAUGUGCUCCUUUCCGAUUCGAAAAAUCGCUAUCGUGCUCGCCAUUACGGAGUCAUUCCUUUGGGUCCUCGCUCCGGACUGAUUCAAUGGGUCGAAGGUGUAACACCACUUUUUGCACUUUAUAAGCGCUGGUUGCAACGGCAAGCAGCCAACAACACUCAGGGUAAAGGAGAGAAAGAUAACAAUGUUACAGCCGUCCCGCGGCCAUCGGAAUUGUUCUACAAUAAGUUGACUCCGCUACUGGAGGCGGAAGGCCUGAGUGCCGAUCCGCGCCAGCGUAAUCAGUGGCCAAUUGAAAUUCUCCGUCGUGUACAGGCCGAACUAAUGGAAGAAACUCCGAAAGAUCUAGUUGCACGGGAGUUGUGGGCUGGCAGUGUGAAUGCUGAGCAAUGGUGGUCUUCAACUCUUCGUUUUGGACAGUCGUGUGCAGUGACGUCAGUGAUAGGUUACAUCAUUGGACUCGGUGACCGUCAUUUGGACAAUGUUUUGGUCGAUUUGCGUUGUGGAGAGGUCGUUCACAUAGACUAUAACGUCUGUUUCGAGAAGGGUCGACAACUUCGAGUUCCUGAAAACGUGCCGUUCCGAAUGACAGCUAAUAUCCAGCAUGCCUUGGGGGCUGCCGGAACAGGGUUGGAAGGGACGUUUCGCUUGUCGUCCAUAGAUGUGAUGAAAAUGAUGAGAGAGAAUCGAGAGCUAUUUAAAAUCCUGCUGGAACAUUUCGUUUAUGAUCCCCUCAUCGACUGGCGAACUCCAGCUCCAUCUACCUCGCAUGAAUCGACGUUGAUUCCCUUAUACGUGGUUAAUCCAGCCCUUGCGACUCGCUGUUCCAUACAGAAACGCAAUGCUGAAGCAGAUGCUACCUUUAAACUUUUCGAGCUACGAAUGUCAGAGCUGGGACCUGAUUGGUCAUUCAAUCACAAUGACAUGAUAACCGUGCUAACAGCGUUGAAAGAAGCUUCUUCUACAUGGGAGGAAGUUCACAAGCAAAUUGAAAAGUUGCAGGAAGAAAUUCAAGAUCUUCAUCAAGAUCGUCUCGUUCUUUUUGAUGUUCGUUCCGAUACAAAUCACAUUAUGCGUCAGCCUCAGCAGUUGUCUGGUAUCCUGCUGCCUCUACGAACAGCUUGGGAAGGCGAGAAGAGCGUCCGAGUUGCACUGAGAGCAUUGGUUGAAGAUAAUUCUAAAUGGAUUCAACUUUAUAUUAUGGCGUUCUCUUCCUUGAAUUCAGGCCAGCUGAAGCAAUGGGCCGAUCAAACUAGUUCUACGUCUAUCUUGGCCGAGUCGAAUGAAACAGGAUUCCCACUUGUAGUAGAAUUCUUGAAUACGUCGGGACAAACUAUAUUGGCACAUCAAGGGCAGUUGUUAGAUCAACAGGUACGGACAUUCAAGGAGAGUCAACAAAUGGCAGCAUCGGUUAUCAUAAACCUUUUGGGGACCUACUCGUCGUUAGCUGCCCAGUAUCCAUCUGAUCACCUUGAAGCUCACAGAACUCGACUGUUUUCCGUGUGGGCCAACGAUCUCGAAGAGAAUUUAUGUACUGAGACUUGCCAACGUUUAGUGGCGGCUUUUCAAAACAACUUCGACGUAGAAUCGCCCGUUCUUGCAGCGAAACAACAGCGCAUUAUCGAUUUCAAUCUGUCUCUACGUCGGUUGCUUAACGAAGCUUCUAUGCGCUUACAUCAGGCCUCGCUGCAGUUGGCGGAAGAGGACGUACAAGAUGGAUCUAACGAACGCUUAAUGAAAUCGCAAGAAGCCUUGAACGAAUAUCGUUCGGUACAUGGCCAGCAACCUGUAAACUGCGCUGUGCUGGAAAGCUUAUAUCAAGUGUAUCAGGAGGUAGACCCUAUCCAAUCUCAAUCGAUUGGUACUUUUGAUACUGUGAUGGUUGCAUGCGGUCAAGCCUGUUGCGUGUCUGAAUUUCUGUCGAUAAGUGAUUCUACGGAUGAAACCCUUUCAGAUGAAGUGACAGCAUUAAAACUGUUGGAUCAAUUACACCAAGACAUGCAAGAAUUCAUCUUUAACGGAACGACCAUAGUUCUUCCGGAAUUGAUUCGACUUUUUGAGUGCUCCGAUAAGAGUGUUUUGCAACUUCACGAAGAACUCGAAGUUCUUUGCAUUGAUAUAAAUCUCACAAAAAUGGAGAUGACGAGACUACGCUUCCAAGACUUGCUGGGAGAAGGUAUCGAUGGUGAAGUCCGUUUGACGCAAGGACAAAUGCUUCUAUUGUGCCUCAACGGUCUCUUUGAGAAAGUUGAAUCGGGAUUAGUAAAAUUAGCAAAUCAUUUGAAAACAAUGCCAGCAGUUGAGAACUAUGUGGAGCUCCUUGAAGAAGCCCAACAUAGAAUGGAAACAGAGUUUGACAAUUUGGAAGACACUCUUAUGGGGCAGCGUCUCAUGUUGAUGAUGUCUCUCUUCCAGAGUUGCUCAGACUGGGCAGUGGGAUUCCAAACAGGCCAAAUAUCUCGAGAAUUACAGCAAGAUUCGUUUGUGGACAAGUUCCAGAGAAUGGCCAAUGCCUGGGUAGUCCAAUUUCUCUCUGGUGCUACUUCUUUCUGCCUGGCCCGGCUUUGCGUCCGUCUGGCAGAACAGCCGUUUACCAAUGAGGAUGCCCCAUCUUGUAUUGAAGAUUUAAUCACCGUGAAGAGAAAUGCGAUUAAAUCGCUUGAGGUUACUGAAGAGCAACUGGACGAAGCGUCCGAAUCGAUCCAUUUGAUUGAAGUGCAGUGGCGUAAAUGCGAAUCGCUUAAAUUGGCACGACAAAGACAAGAAAUCGAUCAAUGUUUGGCGCAGUUAUUGCAACAGCAAUUAUCAGCCCAUUCGUGGCUACAUGACACAAAUGCGGGAAUGAACUCGGCAUGUGGCCUAUUUAUCCACAAUCUGAAACAGUCACUUUCUGUUUUAUUGUCACAAUCACCGCAAUUGACAGAGCUUCAUCAGCAACUGACGCAGUUAGCCACUCAAGUAGAACAGCGGCUCAAGUGGGCAGCUGGAGCCAAUUCAAACCUUCUCAAGGUUCAUAAUGAAUUUACCGAAAUGCAAAGUAAAUGCCUUCAGCAGUUGCAAUCAAUCUCCUCGUUAGCUACUGGAUUGGCAAGUGUCAGCAGUGCUAUUUUGCAUUAUGAAUCUUUCCGUACGAGGACGCCCGAGGCCCUUGCAGCUGACUCGACAUUUAUUCAAUUACUGUCUCAGUGCCAAGACGUUUGUUUGCUGAAGGACUGUGGCACCAACGGUCGAUUGACAGAUGCCGAAGUACGAUUGGCUCGACGUAUUAAUGUGGGAGAAGACGGCGCCACCGACGACUGGAUUAACCAAACAGAGAAAUCGAUUACGGAUAAAAUCCUGAUAUCGAAGGAGCGUAUGACUGAAAUGUUGUCUAUGCAAUCCGCACGAGUGGAAGAGUUACAUCAGUUGAACGGUACCAUGCGGAACCAGCUGGCUGUUCAUCACCAACUUAUAUCGGACGUUCGUUCCAUAUUGAAAACUAUGGCUAAGUGUGAGACAGAGGACGGGCCUGUUUCGCAGUACUUGGAGAAAUACCGUCUAUUUUCGGAAUGUUGUUCUUUGUUAUCGCGUCAUUUGGCUGCAAAAGAUUACGAUUCCAAGAAAAUUACAGAAAUCCAAUCCGAAAUAGAAAUCUUGCAGCAAACGACAAGCAAUAUAUACGAUGGCUUACAACAACUUUGUGGCGUUCUGACUAAAGUUGAACAACCAAUUCGAAAUUCUAAUGAAGUAAAUGCAAUUGCUGCUUCUAUCUGGCACCGUGUGCGACUGAAAUUGGAAGGUAGAGAUCCUGAUCCAAACAAGCAGCUCACCGUUGAACAACAAGUCGAUUCCAUUAUCGAGGAAGCUACAAAUGUGGACAAUCUGGCCCUUCUUUACGAGGGCUGGACACCUUGGGUGUGAAACAGCUGCGAUUAAACGAGAAUU